GAUUCCAGCUGGAGGAAGAGACUUCACUUCCGUGAUCAAACUCAUGUUUCUCCCCGGGAUUAGGCUCUAAAACCCGGGGUUCUGGUUCUAAUCCCCGGUCCGGGACCCGGAGCUCAUGCUGAUCCGGGAACCCUGAAAUCUCGCGAGAGGAGCCAGCUGAACAGGACUGAUGCCGGGCGUCUCCAUGAUGACGGAGCUGGACCACCAGAGACGUUUCCAGGCCGCCGUGGACGUGAUCCAGAACCUUCCCAAGGACGGCUCGUACCGGCCCGGCUACGACGUGAUGCUACGUUUCUACAGCCUGUACAAGCAGGCCGUCUGCGGGCCCUGCUCCGUCCCCCGACCCGGGUUCUGGGACCCGGUGGGGAGAUACAAGUGGGAUGCGUGGAGUCGUCUGGGCUCCAUGACCCGAGAAACGGCCAUGGCGGCAUACGUGGAGGAGAUGAAGAACGUAGCUCGGGAGGUCCUGGACUCCCUCCCGGUGAACCAGACCACCGCCUCUCUCUUCCACCACUUUGAACCUCUUUACCUGGUGAUUGACGACAUGCCCCGCCCCCCGGACUCACUGCUCGCGCUCAGAGGAGAGGGCCCUGCAGAGACCCGGUCCCCCGGCGGUCCUGCAGAGACCCGGUCCACCGAGGGUCCUGCAGAGACCCGGUCCCCCGGUGGUCCUGCAGAGACUCUGCAGGUCCAGGAACCCGCCCAAGACCAGGACCCGCCUGAACCUGCAGGCCCCGGCAGCAACGAACCGGACCGGCAGACCAGGACAGACCCGGACUCUGUGGUCCCAGAGGGCCCGGUGGUCCCAGAGGCCCCGGCGGUCUCGGACGGCCCGGUGGUCCCGGACGCCCCGGCGGUCACCAGCGACUCGGAGACUGAGGUCUUCUGUGACUCGGUGGACUCGGUGGAGCAGCUGAGCUACGUCCGGGUCUCGGCCAGGAAGUCCAACGGUUUCCAGAACGGUCUGGUGGCCCUGCAGACCGUGCAGACCCCCCCGGACUCCCCGGACCAGCUAGAACCCGGUCUGGGACCAGGACUGGGGGGCCGGCAGGUGGGAGCCGGAGCAGGGGGGGAAGGGGGGGACCAGAAGGGCCAGGGACCCCCCAGGAGGAACCAGGACCGGGACCGGGACGGAUCCUACCACGGAUGGAGAGAACGUGGCGUCCCCCAGGGCAGCCCGAGGCGCUGGGCCCCCGGGGGUGGGGCCGGAGGAGGGGGCGGGGCCCCCGGGGCCGGAGGGGGCGGGGCCGGCCCAGGGGGCGUGGCCUCGGCCCAGCUGCAGCAGCAGAUCAUGGCGGCUCUGCGGCAGCUGAGGGACGACAUGAGGAGCGUCAUGGAGAGACUGGAGGCCGUGGAGCGGCUAGCGGCGGCGCAGGGCCCGGAGUGGAGGACGUGUCUCCAGUGUUCAGCUCCUCCUCCACAGGAGUCCCCCUGGUGGUCCCUGGACCUGCCCCCCCCCGCCCUCCUGCUGCUGCUGCUCUGGCCGUUUGCUGCUCAGGGACUGGUCCAUUACCUGGUCCGGAGGAGGAGCCGGUCCUGAGACCCGGACCAGGACCGGUUCUGGUCCACCUGCUGGUCCUGCUGAGACCUGGACUCGGUUCUGGUGGAGGAUCCGGAGACCUGGACUCUGGACUGAGAGGAUCCGGUUCUGGUGGAGGACAGAGGGUCCAGCAGAACCUCUGGUCCUGGUUCUGGUCCAGGUCUGGACCGGAUUCAUGGACCUGGUUCUGGUUCUGGUCUGGACCGGAUUCAUGGACCGGAUCCACUUUAAUGUUUCUGUUAAUAAUAAAUGUUGGUGAAGAACCAGGUCCUG
Messenger RNA from Cololabis saira (Pacific saury), 1813 nucleotides. RefSeq names its product acyl-CoA-binding domain-containing protein 4-like. The record is from RefSeq and is a predicted model, not a curated record. Gene Ontology annotation, molecular function: fatty-acyl-CoA binding. Bases 170 to 1540 code for a protein of 456 amino acids. The transcript has 11 exons. Gene Ontology annotation, biological process: autophagy of peroxisome; fatty acid metabolic process. Lineage: Eukaryota; Metazoa; Chordata; Actinopteri; Beloniformes; Belonidae.